Molecule: messenger RNA, 657 nt
Organism: Phytophthora nicotianae INRA-310
Lineage: Eukaryota; Oomycota; Peronosporomycetes; Peronosporales; Peronosporaceae
Exons: 1
Coding region: 1-657 (218 amino acids)
Source: RefSeq, a predicted model, not a curated record
AUGUCGACCAGUUCGGAUGGAGCGCCGAGCUUCAGUUGCUCGUGCAAUGAAGGAUUUAGUGGAGACAAGUGCGAGUCCGGCUCGAGUACGAGUUCAGGCUCUACGACUUCCAGCUCCAGUUCCAAGACUUCCAGUAGCUCUUCCAGUACAGAAAGUUCUAGUUCCAAAGCUUCCAGUUCGUCCAGCGCUUCCCAGGCAACUAGCUCCUCGGAAUCUUCCAGUUCGUCCACAUCGACGUCUUCUAGUGUAUCAGGCUCCAGUAGUACGUCGCGUUCAGUCUCUGGGUCUGGCAGCUUCUCGUCGUCUGUAAAUGGAUCACUGAGUAGCUCGUCGUCGUCGUCACUCUCAUCCGGGUCGAGGGAAGCGACAAACAACAACGUGAACCCUGCGUCAGCCAACAGCGGCUCGGUGGCGUCUGAAGCGGACUCUGGCGGCACUAGCUCAGCUGUGUUUAUCAUUAUCGGCGUGCUGGCUGCCUGUAUCAUCAUUGGUGCGCUUAUGUUCGCCAUGUACUCAAGGAAGAAGAAGCGCGAGCAGGACGCGGAGGCCGGUGGCUUCGGGGGAGCAGCAGCGUUUGGAGCCACUGCUGCUGGUGAGAGCGAGCUUGGUGGCGGUACAGGGGCCGACACGCCUAAGAGCAGCAUCGUCACCAUGUAG